UAUUUUUUUUCUAUUUUAUGAACUGCUAAUUCCCAAUUUUGUGAAUUUAGGAAAUUUUUGUUUUGAGUUAUCUGAUUAUUUGUUUUGUAAUAGUUUAUGAGAAUUUCAAUUCACAUAAGGUGAAUUUAUGUUAUGCAUCAGAGAGUCAGAGACUGCAGUAAGGGUAAAUUCAUAGAUACAUCAGCAAUUGCAUCUAUUCCUCCUUUGUUUAUGACAGACUUCAACCCGUCUUAAUAAAUGCAAGGUGAUGUAUACAAGCGUAUGAAAUGCAAUGGCUUAAUAAAUAGAGACAAAAGUACCUAGCUAUGAUUGUCAGUAUGACAUGCUAAACCCGUCUUCGAGAAGCAGGUUUUUGUGCUGGUAAAAUACAGUGGUCCAUGGACCAUGGUUGCUAAAAUGAUCUGCAAACAUUAAGAACUGUAAUCAGGUACAGACCUCCGAUAGUAAUAUGACCAUCAUAUAGAUUGCCUACAGAAAGAAUGACUUAACCAAACCCCCCUGGAUUUUUGUUUGUUGUACAUUUCAUUAUUCUUGGAUAAUCUGCUUUUUGUUUGAUGUACAUUUCAUUAGUCAUGAUAUUCAUUGCUGCGUCACUAUAGAAGUGUUAGCUAUGUGUAUUUAUCUUUUCUGAUUGCAAUGAUCGCUGAUGAUUAGCAUAACUAUCAAGAUUGAAAUUGGUUGAGGAGAAUCUGGCUAUUGGAGAUUGUAUUCCAUUAGCAAGAUGACCAAUUUUGUGGGAUUUUUGAAUGCAACAUACUGGUAAUUUCGUCAAAUAACAAAAACAUGAGUCGUAGGUCUGUCAGGAAAUAUAUAUGCAUAGAAAAUAUCUGUUAUGUUCUGAUUUUUGGCUUAUUGGGACCUUUGAGUUGUUUGGUCUAUUUGCAACAAUGAUAUUUUCUUGUUUUACCUACCACCGUCCCUUUACAUUGUUCAAGUUUUGUAAUAAUAGCUUAUAAUUUUCCAUCAUCUAAAUUAGUUUGUAAUUGAUCUUGGGCUAUAAUAGUGAAGUGAGUGAUUGUUUCUAAUGUUUGAUACAAUGUAAUAUAAGAUGACAGAUAGAUGGUCGACUCUACUUGUAUAAUUUUUUUUUAAAAAAAACUAUGUGCGAAUGGUGUCAUGUUGCUUUAUGUUUCUUCAUAUGGGAUGCACUGUAUGAACUAUUGUUUAGUUCAGCUAUUUGAUCAUGCCACUGAUGUGUACUCUUAUUUGAGCAUAAGAUGAUUUCUAGAUCUAGAAACCCAUGUACUUCUGUAUAAGUUGUAAGGAGUUGUACAACCUGUAAAAAAAUCUAAAGUGUGACUUCACUAUUGAUGUUGAUUUUGAAGAUGACGUACUUUUUAUUCCCGCGCAAGAAAGUUUCACUGCUUAUGUCGUUGGUGAAGAUCUCAAGAAUUUGCUUAACAUACAGCUUAUCUAAGUAAAUCAUGUGUACAUAUUUGGAUAAGAUUUUUGCAAAACCAUUGCAAGAUGAACAAAACUCAGGGUGAGAUCGGUUUUUUUUGUCCGAAAAGGCUUUCUAUGGUAACACGUCGAUCUUCGACGUUUACAAGCUAUUUGACUCAUUCCAUAUCCAAGCAAAGUAAGAAGCAAUUUAUAUUCAUCACCUUCCAUCAAAAAUCUCAUUGGAUGUUGAUACUACUUUGCCUUCAAAGAGGAGAAGCUUUCUUGUUCGCUUCAGUAGGAGUUGGAUUAGAUAGCGUGCAAGUAAAAGGACAUAUAUCUAUGAGUUAUCGGACUUGGCAAGCCAACAACAAAGGAUCUCAAAAGUCUCUAAGAUGGAAAGAAAUUAUAUGUUCUCGCGAACCGGAAAUGAGUGAAUGUGGCUAUUACGUCAUGAAGUACAUGUAUCAAAUAGUUUUACUUGGAUUACAAAGUAUUAGUAAUGUGGAAGAGAUAUUUUCUCCAAACCCGUACACUCAAGAGGAGAUCGAUGAUGUCCGAGAAAAAUGGAGUAGAUAUUUUAUUAGUAGUUGUUUGUAGUCAUUUUUUAGUUUUCAGAGAUAGAAAUUAAACUAUAACAAAUGGUUAUUUUUUGGGAUACAAUUAUUUACAAUUGUUGACCCAACUUUCUUGUUUGAAUUAAUACAAAAAUAUUUUCGCAA
Spinacia oleracea (spinach) is the source of this 2102-nucleotide messenger RNA. RefSeq lists its product as uncharacterized. The transcript has 6 exons. Gene Ontology annotation, molecular function: cysteine-type peptidase activity. The record is from RefSeq and is a predicted model, not a curated record. Lineage: Eukaryota; Viridiplantae; Streptophyta; Magnoliopsida; Caryophyllales; Amaranthaceae. Gene Ontology annotation, biological process: proteolysis. Bases 1468 to 1980 code for a protein of 170 amino acids.